Linum tenue is the source of this 513-nucleotide messenger RNA. The record is from the annotation of a GenBank genome assembly. NCBI's taxonomy places the organism in Eukaryota, Viridiplantae, Streptophyta, Magnoliopsida, Malpighiales, Linaceae.
AUGAGUGCUACAAGGCCACUCAAGAACAUUGGGCUGCCAGGCUACAGGUUGCUCCUCCACACCAUUGUCAACUCUGGCCCUGGGGACGAAACUUACGGCCCAAGAAACAUCCUGGAAGGCAGGGAAGCCGCUCCGACACUCUCCGGCUCCUUCUCGGAGAUCGAUGACAUCGCCCUCGACACCUUAGACGCUCUCUUCGCCGGAACCGACAUUGACAUUCUAGUGGCCUAUGUCUCUCUGUUUUCCCCUGAACCUUCUUUGACUUCCAGGGUUGUCAACAGGUACAAGAUGAGGGAACACAUCAAGACGUUCAACAUUUCUGGGAUGGGAGAGUCGAUUCGAUCAAACUGGUACUGUGGGAAGGAGCUAUCCGUGAUUCUGUCCAACUGCCAGUUCCCCUCCUGUGGGUUUUCAAUGCUGUUGACCAACAAUGGGAGCGCGAAUGGGAAACCAGUUAUGAAACUGGACCAAUUGGUGAGAACACAUUUGGGAGCAGAUGAUGAUGCAUACUAG